AUAGGAUUAAUUGAAAUUAAUGUUUAAGAAAUUAAAAGCUUUUGAAAAUUCAAAGUUGUUCCUGAACUUUGCAAAACUAAGAUAAAACAAAUAUCAUAGUUAUUUUCAAAAAUUCAAGAGAGAAAAUGAACGAAACCACUAGCUUUUCCAUACACUCUGCACAAACAUUUCAAUUUCUGCCCUUAGUUAAUUAUAUAAGUAUACUAACCACAUUGUUUUACGAUCAAAAUUUAUUAGAAUCAAAUGAACGAUGCCAACCGUUUGGCAUCAUUAACGGAUACUUUGAACUCCUGAAUAGUUCAAGAGAUCAAAUGGAGACAAAAAGACUUCUUGUGCAAAAACUCCUUGAGGGAUCCGAUCUGUACGGUGGAAAUCAGAACGAAACACUUGACAUGGAAUACGUGAAUGCAACUUUUCAAUUUAUUAUCAGCAACAUUGUGUUUUCUGAUUAUGGAAACAUUUAUGGAUACUUGACAAAAAUCGUCAAUUCAUCAAAUAAUUUGAUAUACACUUUUCUGAAGGAAGAAAUUUUUAAUGAUCUAAAGGAACUCAAGUAUAUAAAUCCAGAUGGAAGUGUUACCAAACUUAGUUUGCUCUCAUCAGUCGGAAUUAGGGAUAAUUUUAUUUUACCCUUAUUUCCGGAAGUAGACAUGAAUAUAACGGACAUUGAUUAUAUUUAUGCUCAAGCUGGUUUAAUUUUAUCCCAAUCGGAACAAUUAAUAAACACCACGAAUUUGACAUUUCAUGAUUAUGUUCUCAUAGCUCAAUCACUCGAGUUAACAGUUUCUGAGGUUUCCGAAAACCUAACCACUCGAUCUGCUUUGACAGUUUUUACUCUUCCGGCUCUUUUGUUCGAUGCCAGCAAAAGAGAGAAAUUUACGAAAGAAAUUCUGGUAGAGAGGAUGAAGAACGAAACAUUUUUGACAGAGGUUAUGGAGAAUUUAUUCUGGUACCUCAAUGAAACAUUUUUGGCAAUUAAGCAGAAAGAGUAUGAAAGUAGCUCUUUCUAUAAAUUUAACACCAGUAUGUCAAAGUACAAAAAUCGUACCAUUCUCGCAAAAGGUGUUUUACUGGAUAAAUGCCCCCCACUAAAUGACAGUGAGUACGAAUCCGCGAUUAGUAGUUACAAACUCUUCGCUUCGAGUAGUAAGUGUCCGAAUAACGAGACUAUAUCGUUACCCAACAUUGAUGAACUCUUCAAAACCCAAAUAGAUGAAAUUCAGGAUAAAUAUCGGAUUUUCAUGUACGAGUUGCUCGAACAAGUGUUUUAUGAAUCCAAACUAGUGGGGGUGAUAAAUUCGACAAAAUGUACCGUUUAUGAAAGUCAGGUUGUUCCAAUUCCGAUUAAUUGCUUCCCGGGUUAUUGUGCCCCUUAUCAACAGCGUCUAAAAUCAAAUGUCUAUCUAUUUGGACUAAGAGAAUCUGGUCAGAAAUUCCAUUAUGCUUUAGUCAUGAAUGAAAAAAGUAUAGAAAUCUUGUACUAUAAUAGAAGUAAACCAGAGGAGUUUUUAAACAAAGUAGGAUUGCGAAAAGGUGCGGAAAUUGAAAUAUCCCCAGUGGCUACAAUUUUGAAACGAGGCACAGAAACAUUCGAAGUGUUUCUCGAUCGUCUGUCUAGAAUGAAGGCCAGAGAAUUAAAAACAAGAUUAACUUCGGAAGGUUACGAUAUGACGAAAACAGAAAAGUUGGUUGAAUUUUUGUUAGCAUUGGUACCAUUCUACAAUUGUAUUAGAUUCUCCAAAGAGGGGAACAAUGUAGGUGCUACGUUUUCUUGCAUUGGGGAUGUUCUCAAUUGGAUUCCGUUCGGAGGUCAAUUAAUAAAACUUGGCGGUAGAUUUGGCGAGAUGGCUCUAAGUCAAGUAAUCAAAGCAGCUGGAGUCUCGAUAAGGACCUUAGCAGCCAGACAAUCUUUAUAUCUUUCUCUGAAGGUAGGAGCUUCAUCAGGUUUGGCCACAAUGGCCAGAAGUGUGAUUACAACCAAAGAAAUGUUCAAAGCUCUUUCAAUCAGCUUCCUUCGAGCAGUGGAUCCCGGCUUUGAACUCCUGGGUCUCCUGGGACGAUUGCACUGGAAGGUAGCACAAUUGCUAGGGAAAUUAUUUCAGAAAACUUGGACUACAGCAGCAAGGAAGUUUGCCCUCACAAGUCUCGAUUCUCCGAAGUUUAGGAUCAUUUGCGAAAAGUUGAUGCGAAGAACCGAACAAUCGGAAAUGGUGCCUGUUACUAUAGGACAAAUGGAAGGUUACGAGGUGUUUAGGUACACGUAUGGAGAGGGAUCGGUUGGACCAAAAUUCGUCCGGCUACCAAAUGGCAAAGCGGAACUAAGACGAGUGAUCGGCUUCGAGGUCGAAAAGCCAGUAGUCGUGACUAGAACCAAGUCCGGUAAGGUUUACUACAGAAAGAUUGAUCUGAAAACAGGGGAAACGUACGGUCUGGAACUAAAACUAAAUCGAAAGAAUGUCCUCCAACCAGUGAAGGCUCCAUUUCGAGAGCAUAUUGCAACGAUUGUCAGAGAAGGUUUAAGCGGCAGGGGAAGAGUGAUACUAGAGAGGAGAAUCGCCAUUGUGGAGGCUGUUAACAUGAUGUCUAGAGCGGAUCCUACAGCGAGUCGUCAAAGUCUAUUUUCAACUAUGAGUCAUUACGUCCUAGCAGUUGAACACCCAAUCCAAAAAAGUUUAAACGACAUAAUGCUGGAUCCGAAUUUAGCAAUGGAGAUAGAAGACGUAAAUCCGUAUACGAUACAAAAUCAUUUAGGAAACGAACCAUUGACUAUUGAUCCAAACUUGAAUAAUUAUCUAAUCACCCCAACCUAUCAAGACUUUGCACUCGACUGGAUCAGAACCAGAAAAAUCCACGAUGUAUACAAGAAAUACCAUAUUCAACAUUCGCUCAAAUUGUCAAGAUGGAGAAAUAUGCCGGUACUCGACGUUAUAACAACGUCAAGCCUAGGGACCGCUAACUCGAGACUAAUUUCUGCAUUCGGAGAGAAUUACCAACAAAUGGUGACAUCGGACCUAUCAACAAUUCUCCAUAACUACAAUCAAUAUAACGUUCGCGACCUAGUUAACUUCGUAGAUUACUUUUCACUCAUAGUUUACGAGCAAAAGGGUUUUACCCCCGAACUUUCGAACACCAUUAACAAUUUUAUGAAUGACGCCCUAUACAAAGUAGCCGUGAGACAAACUGACGAAGAACUUCUCGAUUUCCCGAGGAAAUUAUAUUCUAUGGAAUUGUCAUAUAUUGACGAAAUUAAUGAUAAUAUUUUAGCAUGGAGAAACAAUCCUCUGGUAACUGAUUCAUUUCUAAGAGCAUCUAGUGAUGAAGACUUUCUUGAUAAUUUGGGUUCUACGCUGUCUCCAGGUUCUAGUCAAGUUCUUGUAAAAUAUGAAAUUGAUGUCGACUCGCCAUAUUUGUCCGUAUUUUUAAAUCGUUUCAUUCCAGCUGUCGACAAAAGUAUUAUUAUUAUUCCCAACUUAUUUUUUAAGGUCGAUGAAGUUAUUAAAGUAAGGGAUAUUAUACUUAUAAAAAUACACAAUUAUCCGAUUACGAAGGAAGAAUUGUUGGUGAAAAUAAUGAAAAGUGUUAAAGUAAGGAAAUAUUAAAUAAAUAUGAAAGUAUUGCAA
Messenger RNA from Leptopilina heterotoma, 3620 nucleotides. RefSeq lists its product as uncharacterized. NCBI's taxonomy places the organism in Eukaryota, Metazoa, Arthropoda, Insecta, Hymenoptera, Figitidae. Bases 126 to 3599 code for a protein of 1157 amino acids. The record is from RefSeq and is a predicted model, not a curated record. The transcript is spliced from 2 exons.